Neocloeon triangulifer is the source of this 828-nucleotide messenger RNA. It is a transcript of the gene baf, whose product is annotated as barrier-to-autointegration factor. The record is from RefSeq and is a predicted model, not a curated record. Bases 133 to 405 code for a protein of 90 amino acids. Gene Ontology annotation, molecular function: DNA binding. The transcript has 3 exons. NCBI's taxonomy places the organism in Eukaryota, Metazoa, Arthropoda, Insecta, Ephemeroptera, Baetidae.
GUGCAAGUGGCGCUAGUUUCGCUGCGUAACGACUUUGAAAGAAAACAGAAAACGACGACUUCCGUGCUUGUUUGCUUGUUGAAUUGUUGACAGUCGUCUAGAGCGGAAAGUGGUUACAUUUUGGUUUGCAACAUGUCGAGCACUUCCCAGAAACACAGAAAUUUCGUCGCCGAGCCGAUGGGCGAAAAGCCGGUGAUGGAGCUGGCUGGGAUCGGCGAAGUCCUCGGCAAAAGGCUUGAAGGCAAAGGAUUUGAUAAGGCUUACGUAGUCCUCGGACAGUACCUUGUAUUGAAGAAGAAUCAGGAGCUGUUUGUUGACUGGCUGAAGGACACAUGUAGUGCAAAUACCAAGCAAUCCACCGACUGUUACAACUGCCUCAAUGAUUGGUGUGAUGAAUUCCUGUAAAAACAUUUUAACCCGCCAUUUCUUAAUUCUAUGUCCAGCCUUUUCUCGUACAUUUAAGCAGCCUGUAACUUAAUUUUAAGAAUGUGGUGAAGCUAUUAUCAUGUAAGCAAGACAAGGAAAGGCCAAUUGAAACAAUUGCAAAUCCAAUUUUAAAUUAGGAGCGACAAAUAAGUAACCAAUUAUUUUAUUUCAUUGAAGUUGUUAAAUCUUUUAAUUCAUCCGGUGGAAAAUUGGACAUUCCCAACUUUAUUAUGGUCUAUCUUCUAAUAUUUAAUGUAAUCACAAUUAUAAAAAUCUCUUUGCACAUCAUACUGCACCAACAAUCCAUUUGAAUCCAAUUAUCUUUUAUGUUAAAACCAGUAGAAUGUAAAAGAAUUAGAAAUAAUUAUGAAAAUAAAAUAUAUUGAUCGUUUGGUUAUGAAA